GUUGUUCUCUGCAACGAACAAAUCAGUGGUUCAGCUACCUGUCUUCCGCUCUGCCAGCACGGACAUUGUCCCGCUUCGCCAACGACAGACAAACACCCCCUCCCUACCAGCGCAUCGACUCGCCGGCUAUCCUCUACCAUGCGUACGCACACCAUGCUGCCGAUCAUCGCUGGAAUUGUUCUCCUUGCCUCGCUGGCCCUUCCAGCGCUCAGCUGCGACAUUACAGUUGCGGCUGGCGGCAUUGAUCCGUCGCUGCGGCCAGCUCUCGCCAACGCAGUCGCUGCUGGGCGUGACUAUGUCAUCUGCCUCCAGCCCGGCACUUUCCACUCGUGCGCCUUCUUUGGACAGGCUCCGCUCCUUGUCGACGCCUCGUACGACAUCACCAUCCGUGGUGCGGGUAAGACGUCGACCGUCUUUGAUUGCCAAAUCGAUCCCUCCAUCACGGCCUCGCUUUUUGAGCUGCGGCCCGCAGUCGACGGCGUGACCAUUACCUUUGAGAACUUUUCCAUUCUCGGCUUCAAGGCUGGUGUUCUCUCCUCGCUCUUUGACAUCGAGACCACGGUCACCGGCUCCUCCUUUGUCUUUCCAACAUCUACAUGAAGGAAGGCCAGGUGACGGCCGGUAACACCUCUCCAUUUAUUUCGGCCGACAUCCAGGGUCUCUCCUCCUCCAUCACCAUCGCCAACUCUGAGUUUGAGGACUGCUCGGCCGUCGGCUCCUCGGGCGUGGUCCGUAUCUCGUCCGAAACCGCCUCGUCGGGCAUCGCCCUCUCCGUCACCGACACCACCGCCACCGGCUGCGUCGGCAACGGCGGGCCGGGCUUCCUCCUCAUCUACGGCUACUCGGGCGACACCAACCAGUGCACCAUCAACGCCGCCGAUGUCACCAUCACCGACAACACCGCCCAGGCCUCGCCCUUUUCCGGUGCCGUCUUUACCCACGCCUGCUUCCUCAACCUCAACCGUGUGGUCAUGGAGCGCAACUCGGGCCACUCGGCCGGGGCUCUCUUCGCCUCCAUCCCUGCUCCGCUCCGGGCCGACCUCAGCGUUGUCGACUCGACGUUCCGCGACAACACCGGCCUCGAAGUCGGCGGUGCCAUCACAACCUCGGCCUGGCUCAACGUCACUCGCUCUACCUUUUCCGGCAACCGCGGCGUCGAGGGUGGUGCCAUCCAAACCACCUCUGAGUUCCCGCUCUUCGUGACCCACUCGACCUUUGAUGCCAACACCGCGUCGGACGACGGUGGCGCCCUCUUCUCCUACGGCGAGGCCACUCUCCGCGAUGUCACCAUGAGCAACAACGUCGCCAAGUUUAAGGGCGGUGCCUUUGUCGCCGUCUCCGACUCGUGGCUCGAGGCUUGCACCAUCACCGCCAACUCGGCCACCAACCACACCUCCGAGGGUGGCGGCAUCCACUCGACCCUCGGCACCCUCUCGCUCUGGUCAUCGAGCCUUACCUCAAACUACGCCGACCGCGGCGGCGCGAUCUACUCGAACUCGCCCAUCAAGCUCAACCAGGUGACCAUGACAAGCAACUCGGCCCGCGUCUCUGGCGGCGGACUCUACGCCACCGGCGAGAUUGCCGUCUCCCACACCACCAUCUCCAACGGCGCUGCCGGCGAGGAAGGCGGCGGUGUGUGGAUCCAGCAGGUCCGCGAUGAUGCCAACUUUACUUCGGUCGACAUCACCUCCAACUCGGCCGCCGCAGGCGGUGGCUUCUACGUCCUCGGCUCGGAGCUCGCCCAGGUUCGCCUCAUCGACGUCGCCAUCUCGGAUAACGAGGGCUGGCGCGCCCAGUCGGGCGCGCUUCACGUCGAGGACGCUGACGUCUACACCGCCAGCUCGGUCGUCUGCGCCAACAAGUCGCCGUCGUGCUCGCUCAACGUGUGGUGCACCGCACGCGCCCGGACAACCGGCCUCGCCAACGGAUGCCGCGUCCGUGAUACUUGCUCGCACGGCGCCUCCGUCUGCGCCAAGCCCAACCUCGGUACCGAGCCUUGCUCUGAGUGCUGGCCCGGAUGGGAGGGCCCCUCGUGCGACAUCCGCACAAACUGCGCCGCACCCAACUUUGGAGGCCAAUGCGCGCUCGGCACCGUCUGCCAGCAGUGCAUGCCGGGCUUCGCCUUUGAGGACGAUCGCAAGGUCAAGUGCACUCGCUGCUCCGAGCUUCCGUUCCCGGCCUACGUUGCCUCGUCCGACGCCCCUUGUGCCGCCUGUGACCCGUCGUGCGCCUCGUGCGAUGGCUCCUCCACACAGUGCACGGCCUGCGCCCCGGGCUACAACGCCCCGAUGGGCCUGCCCGGCCCAUGCCUGCCGCCCUCGCCGCCGCCGCCGCCGGCUCCCUGCCCCGGCGACAUUGUCCUCGACGGCUGCGGUGUGUGCGGCGGUGACAACUCCACGUGUGCAGGAUGCGACGGCGUGCCCAACUCGGGCCUCGCCGUCGACGUCUGCGGCAUCUGCGGCGGUGACGGCACCUGCCCGCCCGCCGCCAUCAAGGCAUCGCCCAACACUGCAGCCGCAGCCGGUAUCGGCAUUGCUGCCACCGUCGGUGUCUGCUGCAUCAUUGCUGUGCUCGUCGUGCUGCUCAUGCGCAAGCGCAAGCGCGACUACGAGAACACCAUCGAGCACAAGCAAAUGGUCGAGUCGGACCUCGCCCCGUCUGGCCGUGUCACCGUCCUCGCCGCAACCGUCGAGGACCUCGCCUACUGGAUGGAGAACUACCCAGAAGACAUGCCCAAGGCUCUCGACGACGUCGCCGAUGUCUACGCCGACGCCAUCGUCGCCGCUGGUGGCUACCUUGCUCGCCAGGACAAGACCGAUGGCUCGCUUGUCGUCAUCUUUGAGUCGCCCACCUCGGCCGUUCGCGCCGCCUCGCUCAUCCAGAGCUCGCUCCUCGAGGUCCAGUGGUCCGCCGCCCUCCUCGAAGACAAAAAGUACCCGCCCAAGGGCGUCCUCUUCCGCGGCCUGCGUAUCUCCAUGGGCCUCUUUGAGUGCAUCCCGACCCGCGAGUUUGAUCCCGAGACCGUCCGCAUGACCUACUCGGGCAAGGACUACGAGGCCGGCCUCAUCCUCGGCGCCGCCGGUGCCGGCGGCCAGGUCCUCAUGGACGCCACCGUGGCUGCCACCGCCAUGCGUGCCGGCUCGCGCGCCGAGCACGUCGGAAACUACAAGAUCGCUCCGCCCAAGACCGGCUCCCAAUCGGGCUCGUCCGACGAGGUUGACGACGACUCGGACGACUCGAACUCUUCCAACCUUGAAGACGAAGAGCACGUGUAUUCGCUCUUCCAGCUCAUCAUCGACUCGCUCGAGGAGCGCGCAGACAUGUUCAAGGACCGUCAGCUCCGCGGCCUCAAGGCCACCCAGGCCUUUGGCUACGGCGGCGACGAGGCUCUCGCCGAAGCAAACCGCGGCGACAACUUUGACGGUGACUGGUUCGACUCGGGCGAUGACCGCUCGUGCGAGGACGACUUUGACCGCCCGCCGCCCAUUCGCCGCAAGCCUGCCCUGAACUUUGACGCCUCCGUCGCAGACGUUCUUCGCCAGCAGAGGACCAAGCCGGCGAGCAAGACCGCCGACGACGGCGACUUUGCCUCCAAGAUGCUCUCGGCCGGCAACGCCGACGACUCGGGAAGCCGCGGCAGCUCGACGCUCUCGCGCGCCAUGUCUACCCGCGGCCCGCGCAUGAUGCCCGGUGCCUCGGUCUCAAACCUCGAGAUGUCGCUUGCCCCAGGUGGCAUGGGCGCCUCGCGCGCGUUUGGCUCCAUGGUCCUCCCGCAAGGCCAGGGCGCCGCUCGCUCCUCUACCCAGCCGGCCCCGCUUCUCUCGGCUGCCCUUGCUCGUGCCCAGAUGGCCCGCCAGGGCUCGGUUGCCCUCGGCCGCCAGAACUCGUCUGCCAUGCGCCGCCAGAACUCUUCCGCCAUGCGUCGCCAGAACUCAUCCUCCAUGCGCCGCCAGAACUCCAGGGGCGGUGUCGGUGGCGGCGGCAACUCGCUCGCUGCACGCAAGGCCAAGCUCGCCCACAAGAAGAACCAGCAGCAGCUCUCUGGUGGCGCCACGCAAGUGUAGUCCUUAAACCCAUUCAUCAUACCUC
Thecamonas trahens ATCC 50062 is the source of this 4089-nucleotide messenger RNA. RefSeq lists its product as uncharacterized. The record is from RefSeq and is a predicted model, not a curated record. NCBI's taxonomy places the organism in Eukaryota, Apusomonadida, Apusomonadidae. The coding region runs from base 597 to 4064 and encodes 1155 amino acids. The transcript has a single exon.